This is a messenger RNA of Bacillus rossius redtenbacheri, 3402 nucleotides long. RefSeq lists its product as uncharacterized. Bases 195 to 2942 code for a protein of 915 amino acids. The transcript is spliced from 11 exons. NCBI's taxonomy places the organism in Eukaryota, Metazoa, Arthropoda, Insecta, Phasmatodea, Bacillidae. Gene Ontology annotation, cellular component: nucleus. Gene Ontology annotation, biological process: cell population proliferation; positive regulation of protein phosphorylation; DNA damage response. The record is from RefSeq and is a predicted model, not a curated record.
AGGUUCAGUGGCGUUUCCCAGACAAUUAAUUUUGAUUCAAACUUUCCGUACCUAAUCAAAGUUCGAAGGUCACGUUAAAAGUAAAAAUAUGUUAUCUUCCUUUUUUAAGACGUAUUUGAUGAGUAAUGGUUGUUAUGUAACAGCUUUUGCAAAAAAAAGAUGUACAAGUAAAGUUGUGGAAGUAAAUACCCAUUAUGUGUAUAAUGACUUAUAUUGAUGUAACUAUUAAAUUGAAAUGUGUUUUGUAUAAAUUCAGUGAUUCCAAUUUUAAAUUUUCUGGCAGCGAUGAUGUGUAUUUACAAAAGUUAACUAGCCUUUUAAUCAGUCAAGGCAAUGUCUGGACAGGUGACGGGGACGCCCAGGAAAGGCGGCAGCUCUGCGCGGAGUGGCUGGAGCACGUGGCCCACGCCUGGGCGGGCGCCCCGCCCCACCCGGGCGUGGCCGCGCUCGCCCUGCGGCUGGCCGGGGUCGUCGCCGGGGACCCCCGGGGGUUCGCACGCCUGCGGGGCUCCGGGACGCUGGACCGCCUCGCGGGCUGCCUCGGCCCGCAGGUCGACUGUGACGGGCCCGUGACGCUGGCGUACCUGUCCCUGCUGUCGGGGCUCCUGGGGCACGACGAGGGCUGCCGCUGGAUCACGGACACGGACGUGUGGCGGGCGGUGAUCAGGCGCGCGCUGGAGAGCCGCAGCGCGCGGGUGCGCGGCGACAGCCACGAGGUGGUGGCCCGCCUGGUGGCGCGGCUGCAGGCCCGGGGGGACCUCGGCCGGUGCCGCGGGAUCCUGAACCACGCGCUGGUGCUGCUGGAGCUGGCGGCGGUGAACAGCCGGGGGGCGGCGCCCCGGGAGGACGACGAGGCGCUGGCGCAGGCCGCCGCGCCGCUGCUGUGCCGCGCGCUGGAGGCCGCCUCGCUGGGGUGCCCCGCCACGGCCACCGCCACGCUGCCGACGCACCACGACCCUGAGCAGCUCGCCUGGCAGCUCGUGAGGCUGCUGGACGACGAGGCCGGCCUCCCGCGGUUCCUCCGCCUCCUGGUGCUGCUCUACUUCGUGCUCUUCCGCCAGAUGUCCGCCAGCGGGGGCAGCCCCGCCGCCCACGCCGCCUGCUUCAAGGCCAAGCUGUUCACCGUCAUCUCCUACCUGGUCUCCAAGUCCUACGUCAACUCGAUCUUGUAUGUGGCGUUCGAGUGUCAACUUUACUUCCACAGGUUCGGCAUGGGCGGUGUGGAGUUUGAGGACGGGCCGAAACUCUGCGAGCUGAAGGAUCAGCUGUUGCUUUUUCUGGUGUGCCCCAUCCUCUUCUACGAGAGAGAGUACAACACUUCAAACGACUUGUUCCUGUCGGACUUCAUCCAGAAGUUGUUCGACAAAGCGUGCGAGGAUGCGGUCAGGUUGGGAUACGCCCUGAAGGACGUCUGUCUGGCGGAUGAGAGCAUGAGCCCGGAGUACGCGAAACGGGCCAUCGUCUACCUGCUGCAACUGCAGGAUUGCUUGGACAAACCCCAGGGCCCGUGCUGUGCGCAGGAGCAGGUGUCUGUCGUGUGCCAGUCGCUGAUCCACGCACUGAAGACCUUCGCCAGGAGGCCCCCGGAGGAGCACUCGGCGCAGAGCCACGGCGAGCUGUCGCACAUCCUGGACGCGCUCGCGCGCCUGCUGGACCGAUUCCAGAUCUCGUGCCGCGACACGCUGGAGUGCGCCGACCUCUUCUCGCACGUCGCGACGCUGCUGCGGAACCCGCUCCUCCCGCCCCACGUGGCGGUGCGGGCCCUGGGGCUGAUGCAGGUGGCGGUGCGCAACCACCUGCCCCCCAACCUGGCCCUGCUGGUGGACACGGUGAGCGGCUCCUCGCUGCAGGAGCUGGGGCCCCUGAUGCAGCGCCGGCUGCACGACCCCAGCUGGGACGUGCGCGACAGCACGCUCGAGCUGCUGCGCACCGUCACCGAGGUGUCCCGCGCCGGCUUCCCGUCGUUCCAGGAGCUGGUGCUGGAGAGCGGGCUGUGCGAGCUGGCGCUGGCGGCGGCCGCGGGCGACGGGGAGAGCUACGUGCGGGCGUCCGCGCUCAAGUGCCUGGGCACCAUGGUGCGGGUGCCGCGCCUCUGGGACGCCUGCCUCGCCUCCCGGGAGCUGCCGAGCAUGAUGGUCUCCAUCCUGGGUGAGGAGAGCGAGGGAUUGGUGCGCACGGAAGCGGCCCGGCUGAUGACGGAGCUCUACUGCUUGCACGGGGCGUCGCAGGGGCGGGUGUUUGCGGCGAUGGCGGCCGCCGCCACGAGCGACCUCUACUGGGAGGUGAAGCUGGGCGCGCUCUGCUUCUGGGAGAAGGUGAUCGAGCAGCGGCUGGGCGACCAGGGCAUGAUCGACGGGCGCUUCCCGGCCGUCACGUUCUCCCGGGAGGACCGCAAGAUCGUAACGCUGACGGAGGGCGAGGUGCGGGCGCGCAUCGGCCGGGCCCUGGAGGAGCUGGGCCGGCUCGGCUGCCUGCAGGUGCUGCUGUCGGCCGUCCACGACUGCGACCUGGAGGUGGCCCGCAAGGCGGCGGCCGUCGCCGCGUCGCUGUCGAGUCUGCUGGCGCACCACGGCCUACUGCCAGCGAGCGAGCACGGCCAGGCGCGGCCCGCCCGCCGGGAGGAGACGCAGCGCGUCGCGCGGGCGCCCGGGGGCUCCGUCACAGGCACGCUCCACGCGUCGGACAGAGUCAUCGAGGGCAUCGUCCGCGAGUCGGACGUGGACCUGCUGUCGCGGGUGUUUGCGGACCGGGCGAGCGUGGCGGCCGUCGCGCCGAUGGCGGCCCGGGACUUCCUGUCGGCCCUGGGCGCGGUCGACCUGCGCCAGCUGGUGUCGGAGCGCGCGCGCUGGCUGGACGACUGCGGCGAGGGCCUGGGCUGCCUGCUGGACGACAUACUGCUCGCCCACGGGGACCCCGGCGAUUUCGUCGCCGACUGUUACUGACUGUCGGGGCUCACGUGUCCCGGCUGGAGCAGCGGCUCACGGUUCUCGACGAGCCAACUGACAGCCACCCUGAUCCAUGGAAGUGUACAAGACUGUGCAAUCCACAUAAAACGAAACAAUAACGAUUCACUUGCCAGCAAAAAAAGAGCUCUGUCGUCUCGAGCAUUACGACCAAUGCAAGAGUCAAGUUCUUCCGAAGUUCAAACACUCUGGUACAAUUUCUAUUUCUGUACUACAGAGCUAAUCGCAUUUGCAUUCAAAAUGACAUCAUCCCCCCCCCCCCCCCCCCCCCCUUUUUUUUAAGGUUGUUUAUAAUUUACCAGUUGGGUCUGGAAAUAUUGCUGGUGAAAUAAUUCCCGGUCAUUUCAACACCUUUCAAUUAUAUUAUUUACAAUAUUUUAAUAUCACAGGUUUUAACGUUUUUACAUGUAUAGUAAGCAAAAUAAAACAUAAUAAGGAG